This is a messenger RNA of Etheostoma spectabile (orangethroat darter), 2641 nucleotides long. Its product is annotated as deleted in malignant brain tumors 1 protein. NCBI's taxonomy places the organism in Eukaryota, Metazoa, Chordata, Actinopteri, Perciformes, Percidae. Gene Ontology annotation, cellular component: plasma membrane. The record is from RefSeq and is a predicted model, not a curated record. Gene Ontology annotation, biological process: zymogen activation. The transcript has 12 exons. Bases 149 to 2281 code for a protein of 710 amino acids. Gene Ontology annotation, molecular function: serine-type endopeptidase activity.
CACAAACAAACACUGCUGACAAGUCAUUGCUUUGUAUGGUCCUUUGAACACAACAACCGACCUAUAAAUUAUUUUAUUUGCUGGGAGAGUUUCACUUUUAACUUUUCACCAACGUCUGGAUUCUGACACAGUCUUUCUAAUCAAGUUAAUGUGGAUGUGGUCCAUAAUGGGGGUGCCCGGGGGUUUGUUGUGGCUCCUCAUUCUGAGUUUUUCAGAAGGCGUUUCAGUUCAACCAGAACCUAACAGCACAGCAGUUGAGGGGCAGGUCCAUCUGGCCAAUGGAGGAAACAGCUCCUGUUCUGGCAGAGUAGAGAUCUUCCUACGUGGACAGUGGGGGACGGUUUGUGACGAUUUCUGGGACCUGGUUGAUGCUCAGGUGGUGUGUAGACAGCUGGGCUGUGGCAGGGCCAUGUCAGCACCACAAAGUGCACGCUUUGGACAGGGCAGCGGGCCCAUCUGGUUGGAUGAUGUCACAUGCACAGGCAGCGAAUCAAAGCUCAGCGAGUGCAGACACAGGGGGGUUGGAUUCCACGACUGUAAUCACAAUGAGGAUGCUGGUGUGGUCUGCGAAGUUCGACCAGAACCUAACAGCACAGUUUUACCAACCACUCCUCGUCCACCACCUAAGAACUUCACCACCGGUCAAGUGGAAACUACAAAAACAACUGUAGGCAACAGCACAGCAGUUGAGGGGCAGGUCCAUCUGGCCAAUGGAGGAAACAGCUCCUGUUCUGGCAGAGUAGAGAUCUUCCUACGUGGACAGUGGGGGACGGUUUGUGACGAUUUCUGGGAUCUGGUUGAUGCUCAUGUGGUGUGUAGACAGCUGGGCUGUGGCAGGGCCAUGUCAGCACCACAAAGUGCACGCUUUGGACAGGGCAGCGGGCCCAUCUGGUUGGAUGAUGUCACAUGCACAGGCAGCGAAUCAAAGUUCAGUGAGUGCAGACACAGGGGGGUUGGAUCCCACGACUGUAGUCACAAUGAGGAUGCUGGUGUGGUCUGCAAAGGUCGACCAGAACCCAACAGCACAGUUUUACCAACCACACCUCGUCCACCACCUAAAAACUUCACCACCGGUCAAGUGGAAACUACAAACCCAACUGCAGGCAACAGCACAGCAGUUGAGGGGCAGGUCCAUCUGGCCAAUGGAGGAAACAGCUCCUGUUCUGGCAGAGUAGAGAUCUUCCUACGUGGACAGUGGGGGACGGUUUGUGACGAUUUCUGGGACCUGGUUGAUGCUCAGGUGGUGUGUAGACAACUGGGCUGUGGCAGGGCCAUGUCAGCACCACAAAGUGCACGCUUUGGACAGGGCAGCGGGCCCAUCUGGUUGGAUGAUGUCACAUGCACAGGCAGCGAAUCAAAGCUCAGCGAGUGCAGACACAGGGGGGUUGGAUCCCACGACUGUAAUCACGAUGAGGAUGCUGGUGUGGUCUGCGAAGUUCACCCACUACAGCCUUCUCAGUUUAUUUGUGACCGAGAUAAACUCCAAGUGGGCCUUGAUUUGGCUCGCCUUACAUCCUCUGGUUUGAACCCAUUCUCUGGCAAUCUGGCAUCCUACAACUGCUCCUGGGUCAGAGUGCAUGAUGGUUUAGUGUGGUAUGAAGUGGAAGCAACAGCAGGUGCCUGUGGAAACACAUUGAGGACCAACAGCACACAUGCCGUCUACUCCAAUAUUUUAUUCAUCUACCCAAUGAACAACACGUCCUUCAUCAGUCCUGUGAGUCUUCCCUUCUCCUGUUUGUAUCCCCUGGACACAGACACCAGCCUCAAUGUGGCUAUCGGACCAUUUCUGGCGCUGGCAGGCGGCAUUUCAGGCUCAGGUACCAAAGCCAGAGCCUCCAUGUCUCUGUUCCGCACCUCACACUACACCGAGACUUAUCCAGCAGGCCGGGUCACCCUGCCAGUGGGCUCGCCAUUGUAUGUGGGCGUCUCUGUGGAGGAGAGAGAUUCAAGCUUUGCAGUUGUUCUGGAGGACUGCUACGCCACUCAAUCAUCAAACCCUGACGAUUCCAUCCAACACCCUCUCAUCCAGAACAAAUGUCCCACUGACCGCCAACAAGUGUCAGUGAUUGAGAGCGGCUCAUCCCUCCGUGCUCGUUUCUCUGCCCUGCUCCACAAUGAUUAUAGGGACGUUUACCUUCAUUGCAGCCUCAGCCUGUGCGAACGGACGAGCUUCUCUUGUGUUCCUCCUUGCACAAGUAGGACCUAUCGCUCUGUUUCCAACUCUGAUCGUCUGAGUACCCUCAGUAUUGGACCAAUCAUGUGGGACAAGUCACCUGAGUGAGCUGGUAACAGUAAUAAUACAAACAUAUUUCAUAUUGUGAUAUUAUUUUGUUUUUAAGAUAUGUUUUGUUCAUAAGACAUAAGAUUAUAAAAACUGGUGUUUUCAAUUCUAAAAACUUUGUUAAGGUUGGGUUAUUGAAAAAGGUUAUAAUGAAAGUGAAAGUACCAAUACUUUUCUUCUUCUCUGUGUGAAUUACCACUACAGCCCUGAUGUAACUGUAUUUCAUGUAAAUGACUAAGUCUAUUUUUAAAUCCAUUGAUUAUUGUUUAGAUCCAAUGACAAACUGUUCAAAUUGUGGUAUAAACUGUGCAACUGAUAUGUGUGUAUGUGGCAGAAAAUAACUCCGUACCUUGAUAAUGG